Oreochromis aureus is the source of this 1670-nucleotide messenger RNA. Its product is annotated as E3 SUMO-protein ligase ZBED1-like. NCBI's taxonomy places the organism in Eukaryota, Metazoa, Chordata, Actinopteri, Cichliformes, Cichlidae. The transcript has 2 exons. The record is from RefSeq and is a predicted model, not a curated record. The coding region runs from base 245 to 892 and encodes 215 amino acids.
AUCACACUUCCUGUUUCUACAUAAAUCUUCACUCUGUUGACUUCAUGCUGACUCAUGAGUGUUACAAUCUGCCCUCGAGAGGAACCAUUGUGUCGAGACUGCACACUUUGGGGACCAGAGGGCUCAGCAGUGCACCAAGCUUGUGCAAGUAAGGAACGUCGCUCUCACCGGAGACCACUGGACUUCGGUGAACAACGAUAAUUACUUGGGGGUCACGGCGCAUUUUAUUGAUAACGACUGGACUAUGCAAUCAUUUGCACUAACAGUGAGUAAAACUGAAGAGAGACACUAUGCUGAGGCGUGUGCCGACCAUUUUCUGAAUGUUGCAAACGAAUGGGAAAUCAAGGACAAGGUAACCACGCUUGGCACCGACAGUGCUCGUAACAUGGUUGCAGCCGCCAGACUACUUCCAUUUGAACACAUGCCCUGCAUGGCCCACAUUCUGCAGAGUGCGAUCACAGUUUCUCUUAAUGACAACGCAUUUGAAAGCGCUCUGGCCAAAUGUCGCAAGAUUGUUGGACAUUUUAAGCAUAGUCCAGCAAACGCUCAGGAAUUAAAGGCACAGCAACCUGCACAUGGACAUCAAACAGAACCGCUUGAUCAGGACGUUCCAACAAGAUGGAACUCCACCCUAGAGAUGAUCAAGCGGAUCCAGAGAAACAAAUCUGUGCUCACCACCAUCCUGACUCAGCAAAACAGCAAGGUGACCAUGCUGACUGACCAGGAGCUUGACAGACUGCAAAAGCUGGAGGAACUACUUGAACCUUGCAGAUAUGUUACCGAACUGCUGGGGGGGGAGAGCGCUAUGUCUCCUGUUCCAUGGUGUUGCCAGCCUUGUGUCAUUUGUUCUGGGUCAUGGAGCCCUUGGAUGAUGACCCAGUCUACGUUGUGAGGUUUAAGAUAGUUUUUACCACAGACCUAGCUCAGCGGAGGGCCAGCAGCAAUCUCACCUGGCUGAAGAUCGCUACUGCCCUUGAUCCCAGGUUUAAAGACCUUAAAUGCCUUUCCAAAGAUGAAAGAAGAGAGGUGUGGGCAUCAGUACAUGACCUUCUGAUGGCAGAGACGGAUGCACACCAACCAUCUGCUCAGACAACAGAGGAACCCUCACCAAAGAAGAGCAAGAUGUCCAUCUCCUUGCUGGGUUCUCCUGAUUCAGAUACAGAGGAAGAGGAAGAUGCUAUAGACUGCUGUCUGAAUCUGUACAAAGCAGAGCCCAAAAUUGACACAGGAGAGUGUCCACUACAGUGGUGGUUAAAGAGAGAAGGAGCACAUGCCAGGCUGGCACCUAUUGCACGUAAGUACCUGUCAACCCCUGCAACCACAGUGCCUUGUGAGAGAUUAUUCUCACUCUCAGGUCACAUCAUUCAAAAGAAGCGUGCUUCUUUGUCAUCAGACAAUGUAAACAGAAUAGUCUGCCUCAGUAACUGGCUGAGUGCACAGAAGGACUAAGCCAGAUUGCUCCUUUGAAGUGAAAAAUGUUCAACAUUCCAGGUUUUCAGCUGUGUCUUUUUGUGUUUUAAAUACUGAGUUUUGUGCACCCUUUAUCGUUAUGAUAUUCACUUUAACCUGUAGGCCUGGGUUCGGUCACUGUUGAUGGCCUUAAAGGUGUUUUGUAAGUUUUCACUGUGUUAAAGAUUGAUGACAACUAUUAAAAUUCUCUUUGAAUUUCA